Messenger RNA from Syngnathus acus (greater pipefish), 1465 nucleotides. RefSeq lists its product as uncharacterized. Bases 263 to 970 code for a protein of 235 amino acids. The transcript has 3 exons. The record is from RefSeq and is a predicted model, not a curated record. Lineage: Eukaryota; Metazoa; Chordata; Actinopteri; Syngnathiformes; Syngnathidae.
UUAUGGUAGUCCUCAGGUUUCUGGGUAUAACUGUGAAACAACAAAUGUUUUAUUUGAAAGAAGCAGAGAGAAGUUAACACUGUUCCAAAAAUGUUAUAUGUACCUUAAGCAUGGGUGUGAAUGGCAUUGGGGAUUCAUAGUGGAUGGUAGGCAGCGUGACGUCACAGUCUGAACCGGAAAGGGGUCAACAAAGAGGCGCUCGCAGACUGCUCAUGCUAGUACUGCAUAUUUUUUGCCCGUUUAUCUCAAGGAAAAAAAAAAUAUGCCGAGUAAACACUGCUGCUAUGGAACUUGCAGAAGCGACUCCAGACACUACGAUCGUCCACAUAUGAAGGAUGUAUUCUUUAUUCGUUUUCCGAAGCCAAAAACUCAGAAGGAUAAAUGUGAACGAUGGGUCAGCUUGUGCGGACGUCCAAAAGACCAAUUUAACGCUAGCAAGGUGAAGCCUUUCACCUUCAUAUGUAGUAAACAUUUCGUUGGGGGACAUGGUCCUACAGAUGACAACCCCGAUCCCUUGCCGGCCACUGCUUGCCCCGAAGAGAUUGAACCUAUUAUAAGGCGCAAAAGAAAAGCACCAACACCGAAGCCAUUCGCAAGCAAAUCUGCAACGAAAAGAAUCAAAGUGCUGGACUCAGCCAAAACCGAUCUCGACGCAGCAAACAUCCUGUUGGAUCUCAGUAUGAUCUCACCUCUAGAUGCUACUGACACAGAACGAUAUAGAACUAACUCUGUGGGGAUUCAAACAGAAGCUCUGGAACCUUGCUCCAAAUGUUCAAAAGUGAUGGUGGAUGUUGGCUGUCAGACAAUAUAUGACAGAUACACGUUGAAGUCCAAGAUUGAAAACAUCAUUCUAAAGAAUGAAGCAGCCAUAUCAAGAUCCAGGCCUUCCUCUCCUAGUAUGCCACCAAGUGAUCACCAACCUGAAGAUGAGGCCCUCUUGACUUUGGAUGAUGUAAAAGGAGAAAAAUGAAGACUUACACCUCCUGGUCUUGUUCAACUUCCUCAGCCCAGUAGUGAAUAACCUUACUUACCGGAACAAUACUGGCGAAAGUGAGCGGAGUUCAGCAAAAAAAAAAAAAAAAAACAGAGAAAGACAAAAAUGAAUCAAGGAACUUUUCAUGACCCUUGUUAGACUAUGUCAUGGCUACAUUGAGACACAUUUGAACAAUGGGACAUAUUAGAGCAUUUACAUCUUGGUGAUCUUCUGUUAGUUGAUUAUGGCUAAAAUUUACUCAUGUUAAGACAGGUAAAGAUAAACAGUCCUACAUUUUUGUAAAGUAAGCUCACACCUCAAGAGGAACUUCUGAAUAGAAAAAUAGCGAAGGCAUGUAUUCAUAUAGCGCAGUAUAACAACAAUAUUAAACAUUUUUAAUUGAUCUCUGGCACGAUUCCCUUGUCUCUAACGCCACUGGCAAGUCAAUCUGUCUUUGUUGCUUGUUGUCUUGUUACCUUUCAAGAUCAGUUA